This is a messenger RNA of Argentina anserina (silverweed cinquefoil), 1155 nucleotides long. Its product is annotated as putative disease resistance protein RGA4. Gene Ontology annotation, biological process: defense response to fungus. The record is from RefSeq and is a predicted model, not a curated record. The transcript has a single exon. NCBI's taxonomy places the organism in Eukaryota, Viridiplantae, Streptophyta, Magnoliopsida, Rosales, Rosaceae. The coding region runs from base 1 to 1155 and encodes 384 amino acids. Gene Ontology annotation, molecular function: ADP binding.
AUGGCUGAAGCACUGGUAAAUGUUCUCCUUGAGCGUUUGGCCACGAUCACCUUUAACAAGGUCGGAGAAGAGUUCAAUAUGGUCACCGGUGUUGAGAAAGAAGUCAAGUGCCUCACUCGCAAUCUAGAAGCCAUUAGAGCUGUGCUGGAGGAUGCAGAGCAGAGGCAAGUAACGGAGGCCACCGUCAGGCAUUGGCUGAGUGAACUGACUGAAGUUUCAUUCGACAUGGAUGACGUGCUGGAUGAGUGGCUCACUGAAGUUCUGAAGCGCCAGAUAGAGAGACAAGAACAACAAGGUGAAAAUGCUCCUGGUGUUGUUACUACUAAGAAGAAGGUAUGCUUCCCCUGCCUUUCCUCUUGCUUUUGUUUCGGCCAAGUCGAUGAGUUUGCUCGUCAUGAUAUUGUUGUGAGGAUUCGAGAGCUAAAUGAAAGAAUAGCUUCCAUUGACAAGGCAAAACAACGUUUUACCUUUGAAAAGACCAUAAGAGUCCCUGAACUACUUCAACGACCAAAAACUACUUCACUUCCUAAUAUUAAAACAUUUGGUCGAGAUUGGGAGAAAAACCUCAUCAUUAGCAAGUUGCUAAGUGAGAGUAGUGAAGAAAAGGAAGAUCCUCGUAUUAUCUCUAUUGUGGGGAUGGGGGGUAUGGGGAAAACAUAUCUUGCUAACUCGGUUUUUAAUGAUGAAAAGAUCAAAUCUCAUUUUGAAAAGAGAAUAUGGGUCUGCGUCUCAGACCCUUUUGAAGAGAUCAAGAUUGCAAGAGCUAUCAUUGAAGAACUAGAUAAAAAUAAUAUCUCAAAAAAUUCAAAUGAGUUAGAAACACUUAUGCGGUGCAUAUAUGAAUUGCUUGAGCGUGAAACAUUUCUCCUUGUCUUAGAUGAUGUAUGGAACCCAAAUUGUAGUCAAUGGGAAGAACUACUCAAACCUUUACAUAGUGGUGCCAAGGGAAGUAGGGUAUUAGUGACCACUCGUAAUGAGAAUGUUGCUGCUUUAAUGAAAGUAACAUCUCAAAAGUUCCAUUUGAAGGGGUUGAGUGAAGCAGUUUGUCUGUCAUUGUUCUUUUACGAUGCAGGCAUGGAUCAGAGUAGUGUGUCUAAAGAGUUUAAAGAUAUUGGGUUAGAGAUCGUGAAGAGAUGCAAUGGGUUCACUCCUUGA